This is a messenger RNA of Dermochelys coriacea (leatherback sea turtle), 8568 nucleotides long. RefSeq names its product SCY1 like pseudokinase 2 (gene SCYL2). Gene Ontology annotation, molecular function: ATP binding; protein kinase activity. The record is from RefSeq and is a predicted model, not a curated record. NCBI's taxonomy places the organism in Eukaryota, Metazoa, Chordata, Testudines, Dermochelyidae. Gene Ontology annotation, biological process: protein phosphorylation. The transcript has 16 exons. Bases 2133 to 4445 code for a protein of 770 amino acids.
GUUUUAUCUUUAUUGGUUUACAAAUUUAAGCUCUGAUCCUGCUAACAGCUAUGCACAUGUUUACCUAUAUGAGUAACUGUGGAUAAAGAUAAGCAUGUGGGUAACAGUUUGCUUAGGAAUUCUGGACUUAUUUAUCUAAAAGCACAAGACAUUUCUAUCAGAGCAUUCAGGAUUGAUAAGAUUUUUUUUUUAAAAAAAUUCAUAGCUGAUGUAAGUGCAUUCAACUCCAUUUAAGUCUAUGGUGUUAAACCCAGUUAUAUUAGUAUUAACUUCUUAAAAUUUACUUGUAGGUUUUUCUAUAAUGGACAUCACCAUAGUAGCUGAUCACCUUAAAUACAUUAAUGAAUCUAUCCGUACAACCAUCCUGUGAGUAGGGAACUAUUAUCUCUAUCUCCUAUAUAGAGAACUGGGGCACGGAGAAACUAAGUAACUUGCUCCAAGUUGCUCAGGAAGUCUGUGGUGAUGCUGAGAAUAGAACAUAGAUAGCCUGAGUCUAGGUCUAUCCAAUGCCUUAACCCCAUACUGUUUUUUCUUCUUGCCAUCAUUGGCAAAUUUGGUCUAUUUUCUUCUCCUUGAGAGAACUGUUUAGUGUAAAUCCAUCUCCUGGAGAAGAAAAGCGAAGUGAGGGCACAGAGCACUGUAUUAAUUCCAGACAUAAUACAUUAUAGUGGUGCUGAUUAUCACUGAGGUAUUCAAGGAAUUGCUGUCCGUUCCAUUACAUACAGUUUUUCAGGGGAUUGUAUAUUUUUAUAAUAGUUGAUUUUAGGUUAAAUACUAUCUUACAAGGUUUCAGCCUGGAGUUACCCUUUUGAAAUACAAAAAAAAUACCUGUGGGCCAUACCUUUUGAUAAGUAAUCUGAAGACCAAUGAUGGUGAUCAUAAAAAAAAAAUAAUAAUUUUUCGAGACAAUUUUGCAUUAAUAUUUGAGAAGAGUAAGGGAUGAACCAAAGAAACUGGAGCAAACAGCAGUCGUGGAUAUUUUGCUGUAUGGCAGGUCCCAGCUUCAAAAGAGCACAUAGUACAUGAAAUAAUUAUGAGGAGAGAGAGAGACCGCAAUGCUUUGAAGACCCUUUAUAAACAGAGUGGCGAAAGGGAUGAAUGCUUGAUCGAAUGCUCUGGAUUUCUACUGUUUCUGCCCAAUCUCACUAGAGAAUUUGGAUUUGUACAUUUCAGCAUUUCCCUUUUAGUCCCCGCCCUUUCUUUUUAAUGAAGAGUGAUGCCAGUUCCUAUGAGUCUUACUUUGUGGCCUCUUAUCUUUUUAAAAUUGAAACAUGUGACCAAACUUAAAUUUGCCUUUUUCUUUCCCCUAGUCAUAUCACUGCCACCCACAUAAUUCAGUCAGUGCUCUGUCUUUAAGUGAAUAGAUUAUCCCCCAACCUGUUGCUGCUCCUGCUACUACCUUUAUAGAUGCCCAGGAGCCCUUCUGUUUGUGAGCACUCCCCUUGUAAAUGAGCCCUGACACAGAGGUCACUACUCCUUGCUUCAUCCUCCCAUUCUCUUUGGGUGUUUGCUUUUGUGUUUUUUAAAAAGCAGCCUCCAACCAUUCUGCUCUUUCACACUCCCCCUCCCUACACACAGUCUGUGAAAAGAACAAAGCAAACUGCUCUGUUCCCUCCACCCUUCUCCUUAAAAACUAGCUAUGUGUAAGCAAUUUUGUUCCUACCUUCCCCGUCUCCUAAAGGAGCACCAGCACAUAUGCUGCUCUGCAUCUUUUCUGUUCCUUCUAUUCUAGAGAAGGAACCAGUGGCUCCCCAUUUAGCCAACUCAUCUGGUGAACAUUCAACUCAUCCUGGGCAAGUGGGUUUUUCAAGCCCUGUGAUAGUUAACUUGGCAUUAGUAACUCCAUGAGCAAGUUCUCAACCUGAAUUUGGUUUGCUUGAUACAUGUUUAAUUUUUUCAAAGAUUUUAGUGUGAAAUUUUUUCUUCCCUUGUGGUAGAUUGGCUUGACUGUUUCUUAAUUAACACAUGCCAGUUGAGCAUGGGAAGUUAGACUUUGCUGUGAUAAAUGACACCUGAUAAUUGAUGUAAAUAUUUUGCAAGUGUUUUGAAAGAAUAUUUACAAAAAACUUGAAAUAAUCUUUCCUCGUUAACAGGUGUCGGAAGGUUUGUCCUUUCUGCAUAGCAGUGUGAAAAUGGUCCAUGGAAACAUUACUCCUGAAAAUAUAAUUUUGAAUAAAAGUGGAGUAUGGAAAAUUAUGGGAUUUGAUUUUUGUAUUCAGUCAAUAAAUUCAUCUGAACAAGAGCUGAAGUUCCUAUGUAAAGAAUGGGACCCGAACUUGCCAUCUUUGUGUCUUCCAAAUCCUGAGUAUUUGGCACCAGAAUACAUCCUUUCAGUGAGCUGCGAGACUGCCAGUGACAUGUACUCUUUAGGAGCUGUCACGUAUGCAGUAUUUAAUAAAGGGAAACCUAUUUUUGAGAUCAACAAGAAAGAUAUUUAUAAAAGUUUCAGUAGACAGCUGGAUCAGCUUAGUCGCUUAGGCUCCAGUACACUUCAGAAUAUACCAGAGGAAGUACGUGAACAUGUAAAACUACUAUUAAAUGUAGCUCCUGCAGUCAGACCAGAUGCAGAUCAAAUGACAAAGAUACCAUUCUUUGAUGAUGUUGGGGCAAUGACACUCCAAUAUUUUGAUUCUUUAUUCCAAAGGGAUAAUCUUCAGAAAUCACAGUUUUUUAAAGGGCUACCAAAAGUUCUACCAAAACUGCCUAAGCGUGUUAUAGUGCAGCGGAUUUUGCCUUACUUGACUGCAGAAUUUGUGAACCCUGAUAUGGUACCCUUUGUUUUGCCUAAUGUUCUGCUGAUUGCUGAGGAAUGCACCAAAGAAGAGUACAUCAAGCUAAUUCUGCCUGAUCUUGGCCCUGUUUUUAAACAGCAAGAACCAAUCCAGAUUUUGUUGAUUUUCUUGCAAAAAAUGGACUUGCUCCUAACCAAGACUCCACCAGAUGAAAUAAAGAAUAAUGUUCUUCCAAUGGUUUAUAGAGCCUUAGAAGCACCUUCAAUUCAGAUUCAGGAACUUUGCCUUAACAUAAUUCCUACAUUUGCCAACCUAAUAGACUACCCGUCAAUGAAAAAUGCAUUAAUACCAAGAAUUAAAAAUGCAUGUUUGCAAACUUCCUCUCUUGCUGUCCGCGUGAACUCCUUAGUGUGUUUAGGAAAGAUUUUGGAAUAUUUGGAUAAGUGGUUUGUACUUGAUGACAUUCUACCCUUUCUACAACAAAUUCCAUCCAAGGAACCUGCAGUGCUUAUGGGAAUUUUAGGUAUUUACAAAUGUACAUUUACUCAUAAGAAGUUGGGAAUUCCCAAAGAACAACUUGCAGGAAAAGUAUUGCCCCAUCUAAUUCCUCUUAGUAUUGAGAACAAUCUUAAUCUCAAUCAGAGCAUUUCUGGUUUUCUAGCCAGAAUGUCAGCACUCAAAAAAUUUAAUUCCUUCAUUUCUGUCAUAAAAGAUAUGCUUAGUAAAUUGGAGGUUGAACAUAAAACCAAACUUGAACAACUUCAUAUUAUGCAAGAACAGCAAAAAUCUUUGGAUAUAACUAAUCAAAUGAACGUAUCUGAAGAGACAAAAUCUAAUAGUACAGGUAAUCAGAUUGACAAGGUGUUUAACAGUGCUGGAAAUGACGUUCCAACUAGUGGAUCAGAUAGUAAAGAAAAUGGGCUCUCCUCAAAACAGAAAAAGGUAUCACUUACACUUGAAGAGAAACAAAAGUUAGCAAAAGAACAAGAACAGGCACAAAAAUUGAAAAACCAGCAACCACUUAAGCCUCAAUCACAUGCAAUCACAGCUCCAGUCAAACAGACAAAGGAUUUGACAGAUACCUUGAUAGAUAAUAUGUCGUCUUUGACCAACCAUUCCAUCAGCAAACCGAAAGUUGCUUCUUCAAGUAGCUUCUCUUCUGUCCCAUCUAUGACUGUUGGAAUGGGAUUUUUAUCACCUGUUGAGAGCACAAAGCGAAACAUAGCAAAUGGACUAAAUACUAAUAUGGGAUUUCAGACUUCUGGAUUCAGCCUUGGGGCAGGUACUACAAACCAGAAUUUCUUCAGUAGUCCAUCUGCAACUGGAAUGGCCAAGAUGAACAUGGUACCAGCUGCCAACAUGCCAAACUACAGCCCUGUGAGUGCUACAUCUGGAAUUUCACAGCCGACACAACACAACAGAUCCCCAGACCUUUCUGCUUUAGAUAGUCUUUUUGGUCCUCAAAAACCCAAAGUUAGUAUGAACCAAUUGUCACAACAGAAACCAAACCAGUGGCUUACUCAAUUUGUACCCCCUCAAGGUUCCCUGGGUGCAAGCAGUUCUGUUUUGGGACCGCAGAUGAACACUCUAGGACAACCUGGUUUUGGUAUGCAGGGUAAUCCUUUCUUUAACCCUCAGAACUUUGCACAGCCGACAAAUACCAUGACAAACAGCAGCUCAGCUAGCAAUGACUUAAAAGAUCUUUUUGGGUAAAAUGUCUUGCUUUCUUUUUCAAAGAUUGAUACAAUUUGAAUGAUGGGUAAGCUGAUUAACAUCUUUGUAUGACUGAUAAAAAUUUGACUUCGGGAAACUUUCCACCUAGCAAAAUAAAGACUUGCACCAGAAAAAGAUUUUGUUUUCAGGCUGACCUGGUAAUGCAAUAGAAUCUCAUAAUUGUCAAGUUGUCUUAUGUGAUAAAUAAUCUUGGCCCUUUUUCCCCAACUUCAGGGUUUUAAGUCAAUCUGCAUACAUCCAUUCAUAAAAGCAGAAGCUAAGUAUUUCAUAAUUGUUCAGAGAUUUGUUCCGAAUAGCUUUUGGAUUUGUGUAAUUUUACUCCAUAAUUGAACAAAAAUGGUUAUGUUGUAACAAGCUAAUUUAUAUUGUUUAGUGCCCCCAUGAUACGCAAGUCUCCGUUCAGUAUGUGCUAAUUCCUGAUGGGGUGUUGAUUUGGAUAGCCUAAAUUUGGCAUGACCCUGAUUUGUACUAUGACACACUAUGGGAAGAAUCAAUUGUUACAUUGCAUCCAAUUGGCUGGGUUUUUAGCCAUGUUGAAUGCAAAUAUCUCUAAUCAUGUAUAAGAGACUAAGGUUUUGAAGGGAAAUGUUUUGGCUUUCACUUUAUCUUGUUAGAGAGAAAGAAGGAUUAAUACAGCAGUAGUGUUCAACAAGAAUAAAGUGAUAAUGGUGAUCAUUCUAAUUCUCACUAAAACAGAAUGAAGAUUUUUCGGGUGAAAUUGUGAUAUUAACUCUAAGCAAUAUCCAGUCUGGGACACAGAAAAGCACUGCUCCAAUAGUCAUGCUAGAUUAUAACUUGCUUCGUGAUUUUUGAUUCCCAAUUUUCAGCAACAGAGCAAGAGCCAAGUACCAUUGAUGUUAAGACUUUCUAAAUCCUGCUUAAAAUGUGGCAGGUAACUUAGUUAAUCAUGUAUAUUGUAAGUGAAAUAUAUCUGUGUUUUAGUGGCUAAGAUGAUCUGCCUCAAAAUUGGAUAUACUUUGCAUAGUUACAUGGAAACGUUUUGGGUCACUUAAAAUUUUCCAUCUAUAUUAGAGGAUACUGAAAAGGACUGCUCAAAACUAGUGCUGUAUAGUUAUGUGAAAAAACCGUCUGCCAUGAUUGCCUUGAUUUAAAAUGAACAAUUACUCAGAUUUUUUUCUGUCAAACUCUUAUGAAGGACAAAUGCAUAUGAAGUGACUUCUCAAAAGCAAAACUGUAAGUACUAGAAUAUAUUUGGUGACUAGAUAACUAUUUUAAAUCCUUUUAAUGUAUUGCCCCAAAUUUAAUAAAGUUCUCCAGAAAAUUAAGCAGUAGUUUCUUCUACUUCCAAACAGGUAGAUGUUCAGCUUGCCCGUGAUAGAAUCUCUGGUCUGACAGUUUUCUACUGUUUGGUUUUAACUCUUUCUUUCCUAGGAAAUUCAGGAACCUUCUUGUGUAAUAUUUAGAAGACUAUAGCUGACUAUUUUCAGAAGGAAAGAACUAGUUAACUUUUCUUUAUAGAAAACUUGUACUUUAUUUUUCAAAGUCUUUCACUGAUAAUAUUGUUCUUUCAUUUGCUGCUUAAGAAACCAAAGGUCCUUAUGCUGUAAAUGUGACUUGUAUUUUUGUUAAAUUAUAUUUCCACAGUUUUAAGCUGUAAAAACGUUAAAUGUAUCUUUUUAAAAAAACCUGUGUAUUAUAGAUGCUGCCUCAGUCCUUUUGUUUUAAAAUAUCUGGGACCAGUGAAAAAUUUUUUUUUUAAAUGCACAUUGUAUGUGCUGUUGAUAUUUUUGGUAGAUAUUGUAGGUUACAUUGAAUUGGCAGCAUAAUUUAAACGAUGCUAGGACAACUGAACGUUUUCGAUAGAUAUAUGGUUAAUGUACUGUGGAUGAUCCUGAUGUCUUUUUUUUUUAUACGUAAAUGAACCUGCGCAUCUGAUUUCUGAGAGAUAUACUUUAUUAGGGCAAUCUAAGGCAAGACUUUGAAGAUUUACUUGAGUCUGCAUUCUCCUGAAUUAUGUGGAAAAUAAAACAGUGUUAAAAAUGACCACUAUUAAUAUAGUUUAUUGUAAAAUCUGAUAUCCAAGGUAGAGAUGCACUCAAGCCAAAACAUUCUAAUCUGGAUUUUGAGCACUCCCGUUCUCUUGAUCAUCCCACAGAGUUUGGGGGCAUUCAGAUUUAGGAUAUUGGUUCAGCCUAUUAGAGAGAGGACAGUUGCAAAAUUUGGAAUUUUGGGUCCGUGGUUUUAGUUGGGCCAAUCUCCAAUUCAAAGCAUAGGGUAGUUCUUUGUAAACUAUUUUUAUGCCCUGUAAGGUUUAUUUUUGAGAGAGAAAGAUUGUACACAGGUAAUAUACUGGAUAAAUGUUUGUGUCUGGCUUGAAUAAUUUGAAUUUUUUUCUGUGCAGCCCUUUGGUGCAAAAUUUGUUUUCCCUGUGAAAUGAGUCAUAGUUUCCAAAAUCCAGAGUUCUAUGCCUCCGCAGUGCUUCUUGGGCUCUGUAAUAAGAGGAAGUGUUUAUGAAGCUGACUCUGCGAUCUCCUGCUGCUUUUGCUCACUCCAACCCACAAUGACGGGUUGAACUGGACAGUAGUAUAGCAUGCGGUCAAAGUUAAUACUACUGGAUCAGCAAUAACACAUAUAUCUGGAAUCUGCAGAGGUAUUAGGGAAAGGAUGGGGGAGAAAUACAGAGACAAUGUUACAGAAGAGGGUCAGGCCUGCCAUUUUCCUAGUGAAGGAGGGACUUCCAUGGGUUCAGACGCAAGUCGGGAAGAUGGGUCACGCCUAUACUGCCCCUUCUUUAUUUUCUGUAUCUGCUUUUUUUUUCUCCUCUCCAUGCAUUUAGCCCUCAAACAGAAUGGAAAUUCUUUGAAAUCGAUAUUAGCUCUAGGCAAUGUGUAAAAAAUAUUUAUAUUUGUCUCAUCAAAAUAAUCAUCCACUGUAAAAUAAGUGGUGUUACGUUGCCUUGAACAAUUAAUGCAGGUUCUACAUUUCUGCCCUUCACAGUGAAAUGAACUUAAAAAUAUGUGCAAACAUUGCAUACAUCAACUACAUUUGUUUAUGUAACUCCCCAAUCCUGCACUUACAUCUGUGCUAUCAGACCUUCAUUGACUGCAAUAGAGUUCUGAAUGGGUCUGGCUCUUAGUCGAGGAUUGCAGUCCAGGUGUGUUGUAACUCCUUUUGUUAGAAGUGAAAACUGGAGUCAAUAUAUCAAAGCAAAAAGGCGACGAGGGAACAAGUUUCCUUUUGAUUCACUUCACUGCCACUUUUUUAGUGUGAAAGGCAAACUAUAAACACUGGGGAAAUAUAGAUGCAUUUCCUUUGUGUGCAAGCAUUAGUUGUCCUCCUGCUGUUCUCUCAUGCAGUAUAAAUUAAUGACUAUAAUCCUAGUAACAGGCUUCUGGUUCAGACCCUUUUGUACUCUAAAGUCUGGAGAAUACUGUGGAAAAACAAACAAAAUCAGUAAAACAAAUUAGCCUUUUAAAUGGGGCCACAGUAUUUAACAGGACUUGAAGAACCUGCUCGACUAGGGCUGGUAGAAAGUUUUCCUGGGCAAAUGAACUGAAUGGGGGCCAUGAACCUGCUGACUCCUUUCCUGGGAGGGAGGGAGUUGAGUAGCUCCUGAGCUGAUAUCUUUUUCAGGAAUCCAAGAGUGGAGGGAGGGAACAGAGCUGCUGCUGCUGCUGCUGCUUUUCCCAUAAGGGUGGGAGAUAUGGAGUGGAGCCAUCUAUGUGGAAGACCAAGGACCUCUUGUAUAUGCAGAAGGGUAGUAGCAUCAGAGGAGCCUUGCAAAAAGGUACUGAGCAUCCAUUAUUGAAAAGGAGGGCAAAUUUAACUGGGGGAGUGGGUAGGGUAUCUGUUUACUAUUGGGGGCAUAGCUGGCUGUUGUGAGGGAGGGAAGAUGUGGUAAUGUGAACAAAACAGGUGUGGCCUUGGAGUACCAGGGUCUUGAGGGGUUUGACAGUACAGGUACUUUACACUAAGGCUGAGCAGCUUGGUCUUCGGGCAAAUGGGUGUCAAAUAUUUCAAGCUCUGUAUUGAAACGCUUUUUUUUUUUUUUUUAAAGUCUUGUCUUCCUAGCGACCUACAUUGUUGUGACACAUUACUAUUUUGCAACUUUCUUAAAUACUGCAUUUGUCUUUUUAAGUAA